Molecule: messenger RNA, 2171 nt
Organism: Acanthoscelides obtectus
Lineage: Eukaryota; Metazoa; Arthropoda; Insecta; Coleoptera; Chrysomelidae
Source: the annotation of a GenBank genome assembly
GGUGGUGGUUGUUGUGGAUGUUUCAUCCAUGUCCACCGAGUAUCAUGUAACUUUUGUAGAGCUGUGCUGUCAAAAACUUGUGUGUUGAACCGUUCUGUGGUCAAACCAAUCAAAAUCAAAAGUCAAAGUAGUUUCUGGAAAGGGGUUAUGGGGUAUGAGUGUUAAAUAAAGGUUAUAUAAUUAUAAAGAAAGUAAACAAAAAGGAUCAAUAGUUUUCUGAUCAAUAUAGAAAUUCUUGAUAAAAUGGAACUUAUUCAGUAACAUUUACUAGUUACAUGUAUAAUAUUUUUAUAUCAACCACGAAUCUAUGGCCAUGAAAGAAGCGCCCAGUACAAGCGCUGAAGUGGAAACACCUCAGGCAGAAUCUGAAGAUGUAUCAGAAUACAAUUACAAUCCAGAACCCGUGGAGAGGCUCAACAAACCAUUGAAUACAUCACCUGGUGCAGUAAAGUUACGCACUUGGUUGAAUAAGUCAUUUCGUAUUGAGAUGACUGAUGGUAGAGUAUUAAUUGGAGUGUUUCUCUGUACUGAUAGGGAUGCCAAUAUUAUUUUGGGUUCAUGCUCAGAAUAUCUACCACACAGUAUCAAUGGAAAGCCAGCAAAUGAAGAACCUAGAAUGUUGGGUCUAGUCAUGAUUCCUGGAAAACAUAUUGUUCCAGAUUGUGUUUAUCAUCCUCAAACUUGAAGCUCGUGAACAUUCUGAAUCCUUUAUCUCCGAUAUAAUGAAGUAAUUGCGCUACUUGCGUUUUCUCGUCUUUUUUGUUAACUUCAGAUGCAUUUAAACAGUUCUCAAAGUUGGCCCUCCAUAGCUUCCAGUUCUCCACCAUGUUGCCUUUAGCUGCCAAGGGUGAAAUGCCUCGAUGAUCACCCAUCAUAAUUUUGGAAUUCAAACUGUUUCACCAAGCCUCUCAUUGACUUGGAUAGAUAACAUAAUUAUUAGUUAUAACUCAAUGCUGAAUUUCAUCAUUUUACUCUGGCUGCGCCAUGUUAUAGCUUAGGGUUGCAUACCCUCACAAUUCCUUUUUAAGAAUUUGUAUUGUAUGGUGCACUGGGAGGAUACAGGGCUAGCAGGAUCUCCCAGCUUCAGACUUUGGCAAGAUUGCAGUGUUUCUAAUCAACAAUGUAUUAGUUUCUGUUGAUCAAAGUAUGAUGAGACUCUCCAUAUCAGACUUUGACAAGGUAUGUUAAUAACCUCUACAGGUUUGCUCAUAGUAAUGUCCAGGCUCUCAGGUUUGAACACACUCCAGACUUUGUCUGUAUCAUGCAUUCUGUGGUUCUUUUGUUCUUAAAAUGUUUUGGGGACAGUUUCCUAUUGUCUCUACCCAUAUCCGAAUUUUCUCUCACUCGAACUCAAUAAAUUAACACAAAAAUCCUCACAGUUUAAGAUAAUACUUUGCAGUCAUACAUUCUUUUUGUAAUGGGUUACGGAAGGCAGCAGUGUUACAGUCGUGAGUGUAAAUUGCAUAUCAGAGUGAACUUGAUGUUUGCAGUAAAAUUAUUGUUAAGUACACAUUAUAUCAAUCAAUGAGGGUAAAGAUCAACUAUACAAGGCUUGAGUUAGAGUUUAAAAUUACCUUUUCAUGUUCCAAUAUCAUCUCAAAGUUAAUGUCGUUUUUUGAACUACUAAAUUAGAAGCAUUUGUUUCCUCAUAGUGCCAAUAAGUCCUAUAAAGUACUUUUAUGUGGUGUCAUUUUGAAUAGUAUCUUCACGAAAAUUGUUCAAUUGCGUAUGUGAAUGGGACUUACUCUACGUUUCCAGGUAUUAAGUCGAUUGAACAUAGGCGAGUACUUUUGGUCCAGAGUAUCUUGCACCAAGAAUUGUGCAUCAUAUAAGUAUCAUAAUGGAUGCAAAUUAUUCAGGAUAUACAUACAACUUUGGUUAUUCGGGUAUGUAGUGUUGACAUUGAUCCAAAGAUAGUUUUUGGUACAACCAAUCAUCAAAGCGCAAAAUAGACCAUCCGUAGAAUGCAAAUUUCAAAGAAUAAUGGGUGAGUAGAAGAGUAAAAUGUACAAAAUUGUUUUCAACAGUAUAUCCCCACACAAAUUUCGGAAUUCCAUUUACAAGUUUUGACAGGUAGAAUAUUGAACUAAUAUAAUAAAAUAUUUAUUCUUUCUCUUUAAUUACAAUUCUAAACAUAAAAGGAGUAAAUCAAUUAAUCCAAGUAAGAAAGC